GUUUACUAACCUCAAAUAGUAUGAUUUCAAGAGUAUUAAGUUAAUUAUUUCUUUAAUUGUUAUAGAAGGGAAACAUUGUGUGGUAUUCCAACAUAAAUCAAGCGAAAUUGAAAUUUACAAGCUAUCUGUUUACUUAGGUGUCGGGAAUGCCAUACAUCAUCGUUAGAGGCACCCUCGGCAUGGCUAACACCAGGGUCUACGGACUGAGUGACCACGAGAUCACGGAGAUCAAGAAUCGACUGAGGCUCACCGGCAAAGACGAGACCAAGGACGAGAUCACGCUCUACAACUCGGUGGUGUACGUGUUGAACCAGCUGGAAUACUACUUUGGCUACAGAGUUGUGACCUGUACUUGCCAAGGAGAUAUGGUGCAACCUAUGUGGACACUGGCUAGGCCAACCAUCCGGGCAUGAGUAUAAAAAAGUAUAAUUUUGUAAAAAUUUACCUGGGAAUGAGUCAAAUGAACAGGUCUUGAGUCGAAAUACAGUAAAGCCCCAACUAGGCUUAACUGAAAUAAAGGGAAACAUUUAAGUACCGGUACCGUAUGCUAUGUUUCGAAUCAUAUUUUGGAAUUUAUUACCUAAUUCGGUUCAAAGAGAAGUACAAUAGUUUUUCACAUUAAUUAUUUUCAGAACUGUAAAUAUUAUUGCUAAAUAUUAUUGUUUAUCAUUUUUUUAACAGUUUGAGAUCCGACUUAUCAUAUAAAGAUCUGUUUUUUGUAUUUCAUUACAUUAGCAAAGUCGGGCCAACUACCUGCACCAUGUCGGACAAUUCCCAUUGCGCUAGUUUUAUCCCAUUGCGCUAGUUUUCCAAUUGAUCUGAAUUUAUAUUAUGGUUUAGGUUAAACAAGGUGCAAUUAAAGGGUUUUGCUGUAGUUUAGACAGAGAAACUGUUGCUAAUGAGUGUGUGAAAUGGUCAGGGCUGGAGUGAAAUCAAUGAAAAGACUUGUAGAACAGCAGUUUGCAAGAUAUUCAGGUCUUGAAAGGGUAUGAAGAAAUAUUUAAGUUAUUUUUAAAUAUUAUCU
Molecule: messenger RNA, 1024 nt
Organism: Macrosteles quadrilineatus (aster leafhopper)
Lineage: Eukaryota; Metazoa; Arthropoda; Insecta; Hemiptera; Cicadellidae
Exons: 2
Coding region: 147-413 (88 amino acids)
Biological process (GO): negative regulation of biosynthetic process
Source: RefSeq, a predicted model, not a curated record